Molecule: messenger RNA, 429 nt
Organism: Symbiodinium sp. CCMP2592
Lineage: Eukaryota; Dinophyceae; Suessiales; Symbiodiniaceae
Source: the annotation of a GenBank genome assembly
AUGACAAAAAUCAUGAUGGUGGCGUACUUGAAGAACCUUGUAGCGGAUUUUCCUGUCGCCGGUGGUCUGACGUUGCCGGGAAUGAUGAGGAGCUGGAAUGUCAUGGCAGAUGACAAGAAGGACAAGAAAGGCAGCUUCCACACGUAUUGCGCCCAAGAUGAGCUGCAAUUAGUUGUGGCGCUCGAGACGCCGGACCAGGCAGCCCGGCUUCGAAAGCAGGCGGCCGAGUUGGACAGCGGCAUGGGUGGCAUGCAGGAGAUAUUGCUCGACCAGUUUGUUGAGAAAGACUACGGCGACGAUUUGCUGCUGCUGACGGCGACAGAGCAGCCCGGUGGUCGACUCGUGGGGCUGAUCUUCUGGAGAUUUCCAAAAAAUGCAGCCCAAGCUUCAGAUGCCGAACCCUUCAGGAUAUCUGCAUUCUGCGCAUGA